ACAGCCUCAUUCCCCCCACUCUAAGCUGAGAAAUUCGAGUAUUCUUCCUUCAAAAUUCGUAUAAUCAAUCACAUUGAUUCUCUCCAUAUCAAUUGAAUACGAUCAAUCAAGAUGAGUCGCGGAAGCGGAGCCGGUUACGAUCGCCACAUUACGAUCUUCUCUCCCGAAGGUCGUCUUUUCCAAGUCGAAUAUGCUUUCAAGGCGGUAAAAUCAUCUGGAAUAACCUCCAUCGGUGUUCGAGGAAAAGAUUCAGUAUGCGUCGUCACUCAGAAGAAAGUUCCGGACAAACUUCUUGAUCAGACUAGUGUUUCUCACCUGUUUCCUAUUACAAAGUACCUUGGAUUGUUGGCAACCGGCAUGACAGCUGAUUCUAGGUCACUGGUUCAACAAGCAAGAAAUCAAGCUGCUGAAUUCCGUUUCAAAUAUGGAUAUGAAAUGCCUGUAGAUGUUUUAGCCAGAUGGAUCGCGGACAAGUCUCAGGUAUAUACUCAACACGCAUAUAUGAGGCCUCUUGGAGUAGUUGCAAUGGUUGUGGGAAUUGAUGAUGAGAUGGGUCCUCAACUCUUCAAGUGUGAUCCUGCUGGUCAUUUUUUUGGUCACAAGGCUACAAGUGCUGGAUUGAAAGAGCAGGAAGCUAUUAAUUUCCUUGAGAAGAAAAUGAAGAACAAUCCUUUGUAUUCCUACGAGGAAACUGUGCAGACGGCUAUUUCUGCACUGCAAUCGGUUCUACAGGAGGAUUUCAAGGCCACUGAGAUUGAGGUUGGAGUUGUGAGCAAAGAUAAUCCUUGUUUUAGAGUACUAUCAACCGAAGAAAUUGACGAGCAGUUGGUGUCCAUUAGUGAACGAGAUUGAACCGGAAAAGGGUAAUUGUAUGUUCUUCAGUAUGAUUGAGUUGAAUUAUAUAUGUUCUUCUGUUUCAGCAACAACAUUCUUUACAUUUUCCAGAAUUCA
Messenger RNA from Impatiens glandulifera, 951 nucleotides. Its product is annotated as proteasome subunit alpha type-6-like. The coding region runs from base 112 to 852 and encodes 246 amino acids. Gene Ontology annotation, cellular component: cytosol; proteasome core complex, alpha-subunit complex; nucleus. The record is from RefSeq and is a predicted model, not a curated record. Gene Ontology annotation, biological process: ubiquitin-dependent protein catabolic process. The transcript is spliced from 9 exons. NCBI's taxonomy places the organism in Eukaryota, Viridiplantae, Streptophyta, Magnoliopsida, Ericales, Balsaminaceae.